UUAGGUGUCCGGAUGUUUCCAUGUCCACCCGGCUUAACACAAACUAGAUAGAUAAACUUAAACUGACAUGAUGGAAACCCGGAUUUUAAAAAUAAAUUAUACUCCUGCUGUUGGCUUUUUAAAUGCUUCAGAAUUUAUAAGGCAAUUAUUAUCGUCAAUAACUUUAUUUAUUUAUUUUUUUUAGAUGUAUUUGAGGAACGAAUGAGUACACUGGGUCAUGUCGUGUUAGCACAUUUACUUGGGUAUUUGUUUGCAAAGUGUUAGCAACCUAGUUAGCUUUUAGUGCUAACUUCGAAGAGACGAAGAAGACGUGGAGGACUUGGAUGGAUUAUUGGCCGGAGUUUGCUAAGAGUAGGUGGCAGCAGCGAGCCAGUCGUGUCUGUUUCCGCCGCUCUUGUAUUGCUCGUCGUUGACUGUUUUGGCAGCUCACCGGAAGUCAGCACGGCUCUGUGUUUUCCUCCCGACCAGUUUGCAUUUUCCCCUCAAAUAAACCGAAUAAACAGCGAGUUUACCGGCUGUGGAUCAGCUACACACGAGAGGGAUGGAAGAAUUUCACAAUGGCAGUGAGGGUUCCUUCAACUCAGAGGAAGCUGAAGGCACUGUCAAAGAGUGUAUUGAGAGUGUGGUAGGUGGUGAUGAUUACAGCCAGAGUCUGGUCAACAAAUGGACAGCUAGCAUCGUGGAGCGCUGCCUCACACAGAUGGUCAAACAUGGGAAACCAUACAAAUACAUCGUGACGUGUGCUGUGAUGCAGAAAACAGGAGCUGGCCUCCACACAGCCAACUCCUGCUACUGGGACACCACCAUGGAUGGGAGCUGCACCGUGAGAUGGGAAAACCGCACCAUGUACUGUGUGGUCAGUGUGUUUGCUGUGGCCAUUGCUUAGGUCAAAAGAGCCAUCCACUAUCACAACCACUUGAGGAGGAGUGGAGGGUGUUCCUGUGAACAGUAGGGGGCCACCAAGUGCCACAGAGUCCACAUCAGUACAGCUGCAAAGAGGAGGAGGAGGAGCUGUAUUUCCAGCCUUCGGAUGCAUGUAAAAAUCCUCAUCAACAUGUUAAUGUAUUUAUCUUCUCAUGUCACUGCAGUGCUUUAAUAUGUUCACACUCAGCCUGACUGCAUACAACCGCUGCAAACAUCACAAUAAGCCUGAUUCUUCUUCUGUUUUGCUAUCUGUAUUAUGUUUAUCAUGCCAACAAGGAAGAGAAGAGUUUUGUAAUUGGAGCAGUUUCACUGCAGGUAAAUUAAAAUGAAGAGAUUUAUGAACAAA
Molecule: messenger RNA, 1270 nt
Organism: Notolabrus celidotus (New Zealand spotty)
Lineage: Eukaryota; Metazoa; Chordata; Actinopteri; Labriformes; Labridae
Product: dynein light chain Tctex-type 3-like
Exons: 6
Coding region: 542-886 (114 amino acids)
Biological process (GO): microtubule-based movement
Cellular component (GO): cytoplasmic dynein complex; cytoplasm; kinetochore
Molecular function (GO): dynein intermediate chain binding
Source: RefSeq, a predicted model, not a curated record